UUCGGCCCAGCACCCAUCAUGGCCAUACCACAGGCCGUCGUCGCCGUCGUCGCCAUGGUCAGCCGCACGUCUCCGAGUCCAGCUCGCGGCAGGUCGCCGCCGUCUCCGAUCCCACUCCGGCCAUCUUUCCCCCUCUUUUUUCGCGAGAUUUUUUUCUUAACAAAAAAGAUUUCCUUAAACCAGAAUCCCCGAGGCUUACGUAUCCGACUCGCACGAGGUGCUUCGUGCGCGCGAUAUAUAUACCGGCUCGAUCGUAACCGACGCCAGCACCCGCGAUCCGCCGGAAAAACUCGAGUUUGGUAAAUUCAUCCUCCCAUCACCGCGUCCGCCGGCCGGAAGCAUCGCAUCUGUGUCUCGCGCCGGCGCAGGACGGACGACCAUGGACAUCGCGGAGUACGUCGCGUUCAUGGCCGGCGGCGGCCGGGGCCCGCGGGGCGAGGAGCUGCGGCGGAGGGCCAAGGACCACCUGCUCGCCUCCGGGUGGACCUUCUACAGGUUCGCCAAGUGCGACGGCCGCCAGGAGCUCCGCUACCGCGCGCCCCACGGCGCCUCCUACAUCUCCCUCAUCGUCGCCUGCAAGAAGUUCCAGCUCUUCAGCACCGCGCCCCCGAGGACGACUGCUCGUGGGAAGCCGAGCAAGAAGCGCGCGGCGCCGGAUUGUUCGUCCGGGGUGGGGAAGGAGAUCGCUCGUGUGAUAAGCCCGAUCGGUGCGGAAAAUGGCGGCCGUAAGCGGGGCUUUGGAGGCGGCGAGGACGUGUGUGGGCCGGCCGUCGGCAAUCCGUUCGCCGGCGAGUGCCCCGCGAGGCGCCGGAAGGUGAGGAGGGUGUCCGCGCUCUACGCCGACGACGCCCUCAAGAAGUACGCCGCCAAGAAGAAGAGGAAGAAAGCGUCGGCGUCUCCCCAGAGUCCUGCGUCUCCCCCGGCGUCUCCCCAGAGUCCUGCGUCUACCGCGGCGUCGCCGUCGCGCGUGCUGCGGCCGAGGACGAAAGACGGCGACAAGGCACAGGCGGCGGCGGCGGCGGCGUGCCAGCCGACCCGCGCGAGGACGAUCCUCGCCGUGCUCAUGGACAAGAAAAUCCUUCCCCCGACGGCAAAGCUGUCCUACAAGCGAACCAGGGACGGGCCUCCGGCCAAGCAGGGCACGGUCACUGUGCAAGGGACCAUACGGUGCGCGUGCGGCUGCGGCGGCAAGGCCUUCACCGUGGCGGAGUUCGCGGCGCACGCGGGAGGGUGCGGCGCCGAGCGGCCGUCGGCGAGCGUGUACCUCAACGACGGCAGGUCGCUGUCGCAGUGCCUGGUGCAGCUGAUGCGCGCCCACGGCGGCAACAUGCUGCCCACAGGCUCGCCGUCGCCGCGCGCGAGGCUGAAGCGCAGAUGCCCGCCCGAGCUGGGGGACGGCGACUGGGUGUGCUCCGUCUGCGCCGACUUCGGCGACAUGCUGCUCUGCGACUGCUGCCCCUCCACGUUCCACCACGGCUGCGUCGGCCUCGACGCCACCCCGCAGGGGGAGUGGUUCUGCCCUUCCUGCCGGUGCGCCGUCUGCGGCUCCAGCGAGUUCGAGCCCGACGACGGCGAGUUCACCGACAAGACGGUGAUCUACUGCGACCAAUGCGAACGAGAGUAUCAUGCCGGCUGCAUCAGGGGCAGAGGCGACCAGCUCGAGUGCUGCCCGGAAGGGCCAUGGCUGUGCAGCCAUGACUGCUCGAACAUUUUCCAGCGUCUGCAAGGGCUGGUUGGAAGAUCAAUGCCAACCUCAGUGGAAGGCGUAACCUUCACCGUGUUGAGAUCGACGAACCUCCCCGAGGAGGAGGGCAUGGCGGCCGAGGAGCACGGGAAGCUGUGCGCGGCGUUCGACGUGCUCCACGAGUGCUUCAUCACCCUCAUCGAGCCGCAGACGCGGACCGACCUCAGCCACGACAUCGUCUUCAACAGAGAAUCGGAGCUGAGGCGGCUCAAUUUCCGGGGAUUCUACGUGGUAGGUCUCGAGAAAGGUGGCGAGCUCAUAACCGUGGGCACGCUCAGGGUGUAUGGGAAGAAGGUUGCGGAGCUGCCGCUCAUCGGGACCCGGUUCGUGCAUCGCCGGCAAGGGAUGUGCCGCCUCCUCAUAAACCAACUGGAAAAGUUGCUUGGCGAGUUGGGGGUGGAGAGGCUUGUGCUGCCGGCGGUGCCCGAGCUUCUACCGACAUGGACCGGAUCCUUCGGUUUCCAAUCCAUGAGUCAUUCCGACAAGAUGGAGAUUGCAGAGCACACCGUCAUGUGCUUUCAGGGAACCACGAUGUGCCAGAAGUUCAUCGUCGGCACGGCGACUCCAUGAAGAUGAAACAUGCUGCUACUAUGUAGGAGUAGAAAUCAAGAGUUGAGAGUGAGAUGGCAAGAUUGAGCUACUCAUAUUUGUCAGGAGAGGAUCAAUACACUGACAUACUGGCUGUACAUUAGUUUGGUACUACUGCUACUAUGUAGAAAUCAAGAGUUCAGAGUGGGAUGGCAAGAUUGAGCUACUCAUUUGUCAGGGCAGGAUCGAUACA
Messenger RNA from Triticum aestivum (bread wheat), 2525 nucleotides. RefSeq names its product increased DNA methylation 1. Gene Ontology annotation, cellular component: nucleus. Gene Ontology annotation, biological process: regulation of transcription by RNA polymerase II; negative regulation of DNA-templated transcription. The coding region runs from base 380 to 2314 and encodes 644 amino acids. Gene Ontology annotation, molecular function: transcription corepressor activity. The transcript is spliced from 5 exons. Lineage: Eukaryota; Viridiplantae; Streptophyta; Magnoliopsida; Poales; Poaceae. The record is from RefSeq and is a predicted model, not a curated record.